CCCUGCUGUUAAGGGACAUUUUCACAGUUUAUCAGUUAAUACAGCUAAAAGAGGUGACUUUUCCCUACAGGUUGACUGAUGCCCUUUGCUUUCAAUGGUUUAUUCCUCCUAAUUAUAAGGUUUCUGUAGAGCAAGAUUUGCACCGGGUAUAACGUUACUAGGAUUAGCCAUUAGUUUGUAUGUGCGUCUGUGUUUUUGGAGAUGUAAUUUGUGCUCACCGGAGAUGACACAACUGAAUUUCAAGACGGGGGUCCGGCUUCAGGAAAUGGAUUGACAACGACCAGGAAGGAGAUGUGUGGUUCAAUCAUACUUGGAGUGGCAGUAUGGCUUCGUGUGAGUAAAGAGGUGAAGAAGAUGGUAGAUAUGGAAGAAUUUUACCCUGCUAUAAAUCUUCUGAUUACUGUUGGGUCUAUCAUUAUGGUGCUUGGAUUUCUUGGUUGUUGUGGAGCUAUUAAAGAAAGCAAAUGCAUGUUAAUUUUGUUCUUCAUCGGACUGCUUCUUAUUCUGACUUUUCAAAUAACUGCAGGUAUUCUAGGUGUGGUUUAUAAAUCUAAGAUUGCAUCAAUAUUAAAUGAAACAUAUUCUGAACUUAUCCCAUUAAAUAAGCAAGAAGAAAAAUUUAGGAAAGAGGUCGAAGAUUUCCAGGAGGAGAAACAGUGUUGUGGUCUGCUGCAUGGAUAUCAGGACUGGACAGAAGCAUUUAUUCCACCAUCCUGCAACUGUAAAGAUAAGCAGGCGUGUGUCAUAACAGAAAAUGGAAAAUCUGUUUGGGCUCAGCCCUGUAUCAGUGCCAUUAAUGACAUAUUGAAAGCAAACCUCAUUUUAAUAAUUGGCAUAGCCUUUGGACUGGCAGUGAUUGAGAUCUUUGGAUUGGCCUUCUCUAUGAUCCUGUAUUGCCAAAUCAAGAACAAGUGAAAACGAGAGUUUUCUUCAGUCAGUGCAUUAGUUCAUUACAGAUAUUUUGUCUUGGGCAUAUGACUCAUUCUUGUGCUUAAAUUGUAGUUUUGAAAUUCUGAUUAAUUUGAUUUAAACCUAGAAUGUAACUCAGCCAUUUGUGCUCCUCAUUAUAUCCUGUUGGUUUACUAUAUGUGCAUGUACAGAUGCAUCUUGCCAUCUUGCAAAAUGGCGUUACAGUUGAAAGUGAGGCCAUUCACUUUGUCUUAUUUGCAUGCUGAGCGAUUGUGAAGUGAACAGAACUUGCAGCCCUUAGGUUUAGUGUGCUCUUAAAAACCAAUUUCCUUGUAAUGUUGAAUUCUUCCACAGCGAUGAAGCUGUAUUUGAGUCAAAUAAAAGUUUACUGUAGCAGAUAAAAACUGCUUAUGAAAUAAUUGAUCAAAAGGUGAGAGACUCUUUGAAGAAUGGGUGAGGGAGGGGUGGAAUGGUCUAUGCCAGGAACAUGAAAGAGGUCCAACACUUUGGUAGACUGUCAUGCAUCAAACAGAAAACAAAAUGUGGGCUGUGAACGAGGCUGUAACUUAGUAGUAGAGUAAUGGUGGAAGGAUGCUUCUCUGACCAGAAAUCUCUGACUAGUGGUGUUUCGCAGGGAUCAGUGCUGGGAUGCCUGGUGUUUGUAAUAUGUCAAUGAGUUGGAGGUGAAUAUAGGUGGCCUAGUCAGUAAGUUUGCAGAUGGCACAAAGAUUGGGGAGCUGCGGAUAGUGAGAAGGAUUGCCAGAGGAUUAGGCAGUAUAUAGAUAGGUUAGAUACUUGGGCGUAGAAAUGGCAUGUGGAAUUUAAUCUGGACA
Chiloscyllium plagiosum (whitespotted bambooshark) is the source of this 1742-nucleotide messenger RNA. The record is from RefSeq and is a predicted model, not a curated record. Lineage: Eukaryota; Metazoa; Chordata; Chondrichthyes; Orectolobiformes; Hemiscylliidae.